AUGGAUCACUCCCGCGACCCCUGUCCCUGGGUUGCCCUGAGCGACUUUGGUGGUGCUUUCUGUAUGGGUGCGAUCGGUGGUGCCGUCUGGCACGGUGUCAAAGGUUUCAGAAACAGCCCCUACGGCGAGCGACGGAUAGGUGCCAUCACAGCCAUCAAGGCUCGCGCACCCGUUCUCGGUGGUAACUUCGGUGUCUGGGGUGGUCUGUUCUCGACUUUCGACUGCGCGAUCAAGGGUAUCCGGAAGAAGGAGGACCCUUACAAUGCUAUUAUCGCUGGUUUCUUCACCGGUGGUUCCUUGGCUGUCCGUGGUGGUGUCAAGGCUGCUCGAAACUCGGCCAUCAUGUGUGCCGUUUUCCUGGCGGUCAUUGAGGGUGUCGGUAUCGGUUUCCAGAGAAUGAUGGCCGACAACACGAAACUAGAGCUCCCUCCUCCCCCUCCUUCUCCCGAAAAGGCCGUCGCCUAA
This is a messenger RNA of Aspergillus melleus, 465 nucleotides long. It is a transcript of the gene TIM17, whose product is annotated as protein transporter TIM17. Gene Ontology annotation, cellular component: mitochondrial inner membrane; TIM23 mitochondrial import inner membrane translocase complex. Gene Ontology annotation, biological process: protein import into mitochondrial matrix. The transcript has 4 exons. The record is from RefSeq and is a predicted model, not a curated record. Bases 1 to 465 code for a protein of 154 amino acids. NCBI's taxonomy places the organism in Eukaryota, Fungi, Ascomycota, Eurotiomycetes, Eurotiales, Aspergillaceae. Gene Ontology annotation, molecular function: transmembrane protein transporter activity.